CCUCCAUCAAACAUGGCGGCGGGUUACGUGCGAGCUCUCAGGUCAACAGUGAAAGGUUUACACCUUGAUCCAGGCCGGCGGCUCCUCACACACAGCAGCCGGACCCCGGCCUUGUUGUGUCCGGGUGCCCCGCCGCCGGCUGCCCGGUGCCGGCUCCUCCACGUCUCCCCUGCCGCCUCCCUGAGCUCCAGCGCCAGGACGGAACCGCAGAGGAGCAGCCCCACCGAGGGCAGGAGAGCCGGGGAGGAAGAGGAGGAAGAGGGUCCUGAGGACAUCCCGCACAGGAGGGCGAAGAACCCGAUGGUUAACAUCGGAUACGCCUGGAUGAUCGGCCUCCCCACAGGCAUCAUCAGCUUCAUCCUCGCCAAGAGAGAGGUGGACAAGAACCGCCUGAAGCAGCUGAAGGUUCGACAGAGGAUGAGAAUGUCCAAUGAAGGAGAAUAUGAAGGCAGUCGCUACCACCGUCACUCAGAGGGGGUUAACGUGGAGCAGUAACGUUUUAUGGGUGAUUUGCACCAUAGCCUGAAUGUUGCUACUCCAGAUGGUGAUUCCUGCACCGCUCUAAGACUGAUCACUGAGGAGAUGUGGACUGUAUGAGCUUCACUUUAAAACACCUAAAAGCUCGGAGACAUUCAGGACCGAAUAUUUCUUCUGGUGUUGAUGAUGGGAGGCUGUGAAGGGACAUGUCUGUGUCAAAGCCGGAAAUCUGAACAUUUUCUUCCUUAUUCAAGUACAGAGAUGGCUCAUGAUGUUAAGUGUGACCACUUUAUUGAAUUUGGAAAAUCACCAUGUAUUUAUUUGUCAUCUCACUGAUGUUCUGUAAGAAAUUGUGGAAAUAAAUGAAACUGUAUAUUUGUCUAUAAA
Molecule: messenger RNA, 864 nt
Organism: Limanda limanda (common dab)
Lineage: Eukaryota; Metazoa; Chordata; Actinopteri; Pleuronectiformes; Pleuronectidae
Product: DUF4748 domain-containing protein
Exons: 3
Coding region: 13-495 (160 amino acids)
Source: RefSeq, a predicted model, not a curated record